Botrytis byssoidea is the source of this 1098-nucleotide messenger RNA. RefSeq lists its product as uncharacterized. Lineage: Eukaryota; Fungi; Ascomycota; Leotiomycetes; Helotiales; Sclerotiniaceae. The record is from RefSeq and is a predicted model, not a curated record. The transcript has 2 exons. The coding region runs from base 1 to 1098 and encodes 365 amino acids.
AUGUCAGGAACAGACCAAAACAAAGAGUCAGAGCUAACCCUCAACAUGCAAUUUUAUGACUCCGAGAGAUAUCAGCCAUCUUUAGAAGAUGUGCUCACUGUUAAAAACAUCCUCUUCUCUCUACACCCAGAAUCACCGCUACCUCUAGAGCUCAUCGAUGCCAUAAUAGACUUAUCCGAAUAUUGGCCUCAUACAACAACCACAGGGUUUUUCUUUCCCGGUCAGGAAGAGGGUGACCAGAACGUCAACAUCAGUAGACGAGAAGUCACCAUCAGAGCCGGUGGCCCAUUAGAGAACAAGUUCCUUUUACGGACCCUCCCUAUCGGCUAUCUUCCCUCUCAAGGAAACAACAAUGAUUCAUCUCUUGAAAUACAUUCAGAAGAUCAAUGGAAGUUUUCUAAACAGAUACCUAAACCUUUACCAAAAGAUCGAGAAAUUCCAGAAGAUGCCACAGAGGAAGUCCUCAAUGAGUGGGCGGAGAGAUCACAAAUUCGUGGGGAACACCCUUGCAAGAAAAUCGAAUUUCAUCUCAGAAGUCACGAUCAAGGAUGGGGAGGUGUACGUACAGAUAAAGGAACAUACAGAGGAUCAUACACGUGGUUUGACGUUGGCCUAGAAAGAACAUAUGCCACGAGGAAAGAACACAUCCCUGAAAGCCCCUCUUUCCGUCUCUCCAGCUCUGAUUCCGACACCCAAGCUUCGACGAAUGGGAUCAAAUGUGGUACACAAACAAUCUUCCCCGAUGUUCAAGAUAACCCAAGCUAUGAUCGUGAAAACGACGCGAACCCGGCCACAAAAUACCCACAAAUGUUUGUACAUACGCUCAACCCUGAUAACAAGAUCCUCCAGAGAAACAAAACCGCAACAAGGGGUUUUGAGGAUCAUAAGAUAACAUGGAGAUUCAACGAUGAUAUACAUCCAGAAAGUCCCGAGGCAGACGAACUAGAAGCUCAGGGCAGAGGACGAGAAACUGCUAAUGGUGAAUUUGUUCGCAACCUGAAAAUUGGCGACGUGGUAACGCUUUGGGCGAAAGCAAGGUUUCCAGGUUGGGCUAAUACUGUGGAGGAUGUAAGUAUGGAUGUUUACUAUGCGGUUUAA